Messenger RNA from Thlaspi arvense, 261 nucleotides. Lineage: Eukaryota; Viridiplantae; Streptophyta; Magnoliopsida; Brassicales; Brassicaceae. The record is from the annotation of a GenBank genome assembly.
UCUCAACAUAACAGCCUCGGCCUCUACUUGCUCUCUCUCACUAAGUCUUGCGAUGACAUAUUUGAGCCGAAGCUGGAAGAGCUCAUUAAUCAGUUGAAGGAAGAUGGAAUACUUGGGAGCCUUGAUUCAGGAGUUGUGCAAGAUGAUCAGAUUAUGUUGGAUCCGAACAGCAACUUGGGAAUGUUUGUUGGCGGUUGCAUUUUGGCAUUUCACUUUCUAUUGUUCGAGCUUAAGAUCCUAUACAUGAUCAUGUUUGUCGUG